GCCGUGGCGCUCCGCGGGCCAGUACCGGGUUGUCAGAACGRUCGCCGCGGUAGUGGGGCGAGGCUGCGUCGUCGCUCAGUCUUGGUCGUCCGGGACCCGAGUGAGGAUGAGAGCGCAGAGGACACAGGGCCGCUGGAGGCGCAGGUAACGAAGCUGGGGUGCGGUGGGCUUGCGGCUGGGCUUCUUCCGGGACCAGUGGUGCUGAAUGGAGAGGACCGAGAAGACGCCGAGCCGCGGCUCCUAGCGGCGGGGCCGCUGCAGCUGCCGGGCGAAGAUGUGCGGAUCCCGGGUGGCUUGGGGCAGCUGAGAGCCUUCGAGCCCCAGGACCCCCGAGGCCCGAGAUGAGUUAGCGGGGCAGCCGCGGGGGCCAGUUCCUACCACCACAGGCCGGGGCGAUCGCCCUCCCGCCCCUUCCUUGCAGAGGCCGACAGCUCCUUUCCGCGCCCUCCCGCCCGUGCCCUCGGCUCUGGAGACCAUGAGGUUCCGCAUCUACAAACGGAAGGUGCUAAUUCUGAUGCUUGUGGUGGCAGCCUGCGGCUUCGUCCUCUGGAGCAGCAAUGGGCGACAAAGGAAGAACGAAGCCCUUGCCCCGCCGUUGCUGGACGUCGAGCCCGCGCGGGGCGCGGGAGGCCGGGGUGGGGACCAUCCCGCGGUGUCGGUGGGCAUCCGCAGGGUUUCCAACGAGUCGGCGGCUCCACUGGUCCCCGCGGUCCCGCAGCCGGAGGCGGACAACCUUACGCUGCGAUACCGGUCCCUCCUGUACCAGCUGAACUUUGAUCAGACGCUGAGGAAUGUAGAUAAGGCUGGCACCUGGACUCCCCGGGAGCUGGUGCUGGUGGUCCAGGUGCAUAACCGGCCGGAAUACCUCAGACUGCUACUGGACUCACUUCGGAAAGCCCAGGGCAUUGACAACGCCCUCGUCAUUUUUAGCCAUGACUUCUGGUCGACAGAGAUCAAUAAUUUGAUCGCUGGGGUGGAUUUCUGCCCUGUUCUUCAGGUGUUCUUUCCUUUCAGCAUUCAGUUGUACCCCAACGAGUUUCCGGGGAGUGAUCCUAGAGAUUGCCCUAGAGACCUGCAGAAGAAUGCAGCUUUGAAA
Molecule: messenger RNA, 1096 nt
Organism: Urocitellus parryii (Arctic ground squirrel)
Lineage: Eukaryota; Metazoa; Chordata; Mammalia; Rodentia; Sciuridae
Gene: Mgat2
Product: alpha-1,6-mannosyl-glycoprotein 2-beta-N-acetylglucosaminyltransferase
Biological process (GO): oligosaccharide biosynthetic process; protein N-linked glycosylation
Cellular component (GO): Golgi membrane; Golgi stack
Molecular function (GO): alpha-1,6-mannosylglycoprotein 2-beta-N-acetylglucosaminyltransferase activity
Source: RefSeq, a predicted model, not a curated record